GCUAAGCCCGCUCAAGUUAGUUCAAAGGCUCUCGGAGAGUAGCGCAACUGUCUAACUUUGCCCGCGGUGGGAGAGACAGCGCUUGCAGUCAUUGCAAUCCUCGACACAUCAAGCAGUUUCUCAUUGUAGCGCAUGGUGCCUCACGUACUGACCAGGCACUAUCUCUGAUGAGUCUCAUUGCAAGCUUUGGCUGUGUAGUCACCUUGUUUGACGAGGCUUCUUUCACCCGUCGAGAACUUCGACCAACCGGCAACUUCCUACAGGUCAUCUUAAAUUAAUACUAAUGCAUCGUACUUAAGUAAUUGUAUCGCUCCGUUCAAGACUUGCGGGCAGGCGCAUUCUAAGUACCGAUAUUAUUCUGAUAUGUCUUCCUUAUCUGUGCCAGACAUGACGAAGUUGCAGAUGGUCAAGAGGUCAAGGAAAUAUUUGUCUGUUCGCGAAUGUUGUUCUGACCACUCCCCACAGGUGCGAUGGACCUGGUUCAAACCAUGGGACGUAAUUCGUGUCAUAUUCGUCAUUUCUCGAUAUUUGCCUUUCGCAGACGCAUUACGUGCCAGCGAUCAGUGUGCCGAUACUGUGGAAGGAUAUAUUAAUCUCACUUCCUUGGCAGCCUUGCUGGUUAUUCGGACCUGGGCAUUCUGGCAAAAGAGUAAAAGAUUGCUGAUCGGAUUAUUCGCCGCCGCCAUUGCUGUAGACCUCGACCCUGCAGUGUUGAUUCCAGGAGGAUGUUACUUCGAGAGCACACGCAACUCUGCAGUAGUAUACAUGUUCUUGGCGAUGUUUGAAAGUGGUCAAGGAUUCCGUGACUAUAAAGACCUUCAGAGCAGAAUUGUAGUAACCUUGUACCAUGAUGGCAUGUUUUACAUGUUGUGCAUCCUCGCCAUCACACUCGCCAAUGCUAUCAUCGGAGCUGCACUUCCAAUCGCCUAUAGCAAUUUGUUUGACUCGCUACAGCUGGUCAGUCAUAGUGUUCUGGCAUCACGAAUUCUAUUCCGCAUUCGGCGUAACCACGAACGUGUCCACGAACCGUCCAUUUCAGUAACGACAUUAGACACUGCGAACUAUUUACGACCUUCGUCAAUGUCGAUGGGUAGGAUAGGUACUACCAGUGGAGGUCAGGGAAUAUAG
Suillus fuscotomentosus is the source of this 1128-nucleotide messenger RNA. RefSeq lists its product as uncharacterized. The record is from RefSeq and is a predicted model, not a curated record. The transcript has 12 exons. Lineage: Eukaryota; Fungi; Basidiomycota; Agaricomycetes; Boletales; Suillaceae. The coding region runs from base 364 to 1128 and encodes 254 amino acids.